CAAAAUUGAAAAAAACAACAGUAAAAAAAUAAAGCCACAAAUGAACCUGCAAUCUUUGGGCCCACCACAAGGUGGCGCCCGGAGCACUUGUCCCCGAGGUCCCCAUGUGGGCUCCGGUCCCGACCCGCUCACCCGGGCGCCCCACCCCAGGCAGCUCUUGAGCGGGGCUCUUGAGCUCUUGAGCGGGGCCGGCAGCCCCGCCUGGUCCCCCGUUUCUUCCUCGCCCGCUCGCCCCUCCCUCGCGGGGCUGGCCGCCCAGAAGGACCGCCAGGAGCAGGUGCGCAGCGGCCUCCCCGCCGGGUCGCCUCCGGGCGCCAGCCAGCCUCGGGAAAGGGCCCGGCCAGGGGGCCUUGGGGUGGGUCAGGCAGGGCCCCCUCCCCUUCCGCAGCGCCUCCCCGACCUCGGCUCCAGCAGGGCGCCGGAUGGUGGGCGCGGGGCUCCGGGCCUUCGCAGCACGGGGCCUUCAGGCGCUCUCGGCGCUCCGGGGAGGGGAGUGGAGCAGGGAAGCCCGGGCCGCCCCCUGCACCGGCUGCAGCGCCCGACCGACGGCAGAGGACCGGAGGGGGGGCCGGAGAGGAUGCGCUACGUCAGCACCCGGGGAGCCCCCGGGGCCAGAGGCGUGGACUUCGAGGCGGCCCUCUUUUCCGGCUAUGCCGCAGACGGGGGCCUUCUCAUGCCGGAAGCGGUCCCAGCCCUGGACUGGCCCACCCUGCAGAGAUGGCGCGCCUUCUCCUACCCGGAGCUGGUGGGACAGCUGUGCUCCCUCUUCAUUUCAGCGGAGCUGAUCCCGGAAGCAGACUUGAAGGAGCUGAUUGAUCAAGCCUUCAGCAGGUUCAGACACAAAGAUGUUGUUCAUCUGGCCAGGCUGAAGAAUGGCUUAAAUGUUUUAGAGCUGUGGCACGGGGCGACCUAUGCUUUUAAGGAUCUAUCCUUGUCCUGCACAGGGCAGUUUCUACAAUACUUUCUGAAGAAGAGGAAGAAGCAUAUCACAAUUCUUGUUGGGACUUCAGGAGACACUGGCAGCUCAGCAAUUGAAAGUGUCAGAGGUGAAAAGAAUAUGGACAUCUUUGUUCUGCUCCCGCGUGGUCUCUGCAGCCAAGUACAAGAGCUGCAGAUGACAACAGUCGUUGAAGAGAACGUCCAUGUGUUUCUUGCUGAUGGAAACAGUGAUGAAAUUGAUGAGCCCAUCAAAGAAUUAUUUGCAGAUGAGGAUUUUGCCAGGAGACACAAUCUGAUGAGCCUGAACUCCAUCAACUGGUCCAGAAUUCUGGUGCAGAUGGCUCACUACUUCUUUGCCUACUUCCAGUGUGCUCCUCCCGUAGAUGCAGCUCCGCUCCCAGUUGUGGAAAUCAUUGUUCCGACUGGUGGGGGAGGGAAUCUCACAGCUGGAUUUAUUGCACAAAAAAUGGGACUCCCCAUUGAACUUGUGGCUGUGGUCAACAGCAAUGACAUCGUGCACAGAACUGCUCGGCAUGGAGAUUUCUCAGUCUCUGGCAGGAGGAUGUCCACUCUAGCUUCAGCCAUGGACAUUCAGGAACCUUACAAUAUGGAGAGGAUCUUUUGGCUACUUUCUGGCUCAGAUAGCAAUUUAGUAAAAAGCUUAAUGGAAGAAUUUUAUACUACUAAAAAAGUCAGACUUCCAGACAAGUUGCAAAAGAAGCUUUCUGAAGUGCUGAAAACAUCCUCAUUCUCAGAUGAAGAAGUUCUCCAGACCAUGAGGGACUGCUGGGAAGAGAACGGGUACCUCUUGUGCCCACAUUCAGCCGUGGCUGUCAGCUACCAUUACAGAUUCCCCGGCCAUCAUUCCAGCAGGCCCCGAUGCUGUUUGGCUCCUGCCUCUUCUGUCAAGUUCAAGGAAGCUGUCCUUAAAGCUCGUCUCACCCCUGAAAUCUCACCGGAGAUCAGUGCUCUGGAGGAGAUGGAGACCCGGUCCAGAACUCUGAGCCAAGGUGAAGACUGGACAGAAAUGCUGCGGCAACAGAUAGAGGCAGCUGCCGAGCAAAGAUCCGGGGUCUUCAGCUGAUCAUUUGCAGGAAUGACCCGAGCAGUUGCCUCGUCAACGUCUGUUCGUCCCGGGCAAGAUGCACAGCUACCUGGUGUGCUGGAUCAUGGAGUUGCGUGUUCUUCUUCGUUAGCUGUUGGGUAGAAUUCUCUCAUAGCAAAGUUUGUUUAUAACAUUGUUCAAAAGUGAUGUGCAACGCGAGUCUUUGAUCCUGAAGAGAAGCAACAUAUGGUUCGUAUUAUUGGACUCAGGAGCAUAAACUGUUUACCUGGGUCAUACCUUUAAAACUGACUCUGUAGGGGCUCCUUCUUUUAUUUUCCAAGAUGGGAACAUUUAUAAGUUCUCUUCAAAUCUCCAGGUCUCCCCUGAUAUCAAUAGAAGGCUUUUUCUGACUGACCUGCGUGCAUGGAAAUUGUGCCAGUUGCUGAAGUAAAUUACAAUGAAUGCUUUGAAACAGUAACAACUGA
This is a messenger RNA of Sphaerodactylus townsendi, 2469 nucleotides long. RefSeq names its product threonine synthase like 2 (gene THNSL2). The record is from RefSeq and is a predicted model, not a curated record. NCBI's taxonomy places the organism in Eukaryota, Metazoa, Chordata, Lepidosauria, Squamata, Sphaerodactylidae. Gene Ontology annotation, molecular function: pyridoxal phosphate binding. The transcript has 9 exons. Gene Ontology annotation, biological process: 2-oxobutyrate biosynthetic process; dephosphorylation. Bases 41 to 2023 code for a protein of 660 amino acids.